This is a messenger RNA of Canariomyces notabilis, 387 nucleotides long. RefSeq lists its product as uncharacterized. The coding region runs from base 1 to 387 and encodes 128 amino acids. The transcript is spliced from 2 exons. The record is from RefSeq and is a predicted model, not a curated record. NCBI's taxonomy places the organism in Eukaryota, Fungi, Ascomycota, Sordariomycetes, Sordariales, Chaetomiaceae.
AUGACACGCAAUCAAUACUUCCAGAUUGAUGACCUGAUCCCCCCCAACCUGAACGACACUGCCAGCUUCUUCCGGCGCCUUACCCUGGAUGGUCCCUCCUGGUACAUGUAUCUCCACUCGACGACCCUCUUCCAAAUCCUUCAAGUUGCCUGCGUCCUUCUUGCCGUCUUCACUGUCUUGACCUGCCUGGCCGGUCCUGACUUGCUGAUUUUCGACGUCAGCGUCAAUAACAACACCAACAUGAGCUGCCGCAGCAUCAUUCUUAGCACCGGACCCAGAAUCAGCACCCACUCCAUCACCUUGCCUAGGAUUACCACUAGUAGUGCCAAUAACAACCUCCCCGCCAGCACCAGCAGUUUGGGUCUCACUCUCAGUCACAACUGCUGA